Messenger RNA from Oikopleura dioica, 714 nucleotides. The record is from the annotation of a GenBank genome assembly. NCBI's taxonomy places the organism in Eukaryota, Metazoa, Chordata, Appendicularia, Copelata, Oikopleuridae.
AUGACCGACAACGUGGACGACUUUUUUAACCGAAAGGAAAAAAAGAGAACGAAGAAGACGAAAAAGACGAAAGUCGUCACCGCAGAGGAUAUAUUUAAGGGUGAAGAGUUGGGACGCGACGAGAAAUCUAAAAACUCUAACGCGCAUAAUGAAGAGAAAGAGGAUGAGUGGAUUGAGGCCGCCGGGGAGCAGGAGUUCGUCUUUGACUCUGUCGGUGGGAUGAAACGACUCGAGCUGGAAGAAAGACAGCCUAGCGAGGAGGGGCCACAGUCAGAAGGAGAAGGGGAGAGAUCGGACGAUGAAAACGCCGAGAGCGGCUGGAAAACUACUGGAAACGAAGUGCAGUCGAACAACGUUGGACUCCCCGGAGACAACAAGGACAACGCGGAUGAAGAAGCAGACUCGAAUGAGGAAAAAGCGAGUCCGGCUGAAUCUAGCGCCAACCAGCCGAAGAAAUACGUUCCUCCCUCGCAAAGACAAGCCGCUCCUGUCAGCCGUGGACCACCCGCCUCUGGCUUCCCCGGUCGGAGGAACAGAGAUAUCAACGUUGAUUCCGUGGCUGAGUUCCCUACUCUUGGUGCUUCUGUAGAAACGACGCCCGAAGGUUUCGAACAAGUGAACAUGAGAAAAGGCGGCGCCGCCUGGUCGAGUGGCGGAGGAUCUCAGAACUCCUCAACGGGAAUCCAAAACCGUUUCCAACUUUUCCAAAACUAA